AUGACUUCCCCCAUAGAUUUCGUUGAAGAAAUAUACCGUCCAGCGUUCAAAGAUGGCUAUGCAUACAUCUCCUAUGGAUUACCCUUUACAACCGCUUGCGCGAAACAUAUCGAUGAGACGUUCCAAGCCUCCCGGGUGUAUAUCAUUGCUUCGGGGUCUCUGGCAAGAAACACUAAUCAUGUAAUCCAAUUGCAGAAAGCUUUGGGAAUGAAAGUGGUGGGCACGAGAAUUGGGAUGAGACCGCAUACCCUCUGGUCGGAGAUUCUGGAGAUAACGAAGGAGGCGAAGAGUUUGGAUGCUGAUAUCUUGGUUACGCUUGGAGCGGGGUCUUUGACUGAUGGUGCAAAGAUUAUCGCUUUGGCAUUGGCCAACGAAGCCUACACUUUUGAAGAUCUAGAUCGUCUACACGCGGGAGACGACUGGAGUCAACAACGCAACGAUAUCAAGAAACCUGAGCUCCCAAUCAUCAGUAUCCCAACUUCCCUCUCAGGCGGCGAAUAUUCCUUCCUAGGCGGCGGAACGAACGAUAGAACCCAUCAAAAACAUGGUUUUGGUCAUCCAACCCGAGGUCCCGCACUGGUGAUUCUAGACCCACUAUUAACAACCACAACCCCCGAGAACGUCUGGCUACAAUCCGGCGUUCGAGCAGUCGAUCAUUGUGUAGAAGGCAUGUGUUCACUUUCAAGUACCCCGGAGAGUGACGCUGAUGCUGCGGCGGGCUUAAAACUUCUGGUACCGGGAUUGUUGAAAUGUAAAGCCAAUGGACAGGAUGUUGAUGCGCGAAUGAAAUGCCAGAUGGGAGUCAUUGAGGCGAUGAAGGUCGUCUUUCAGCAUGGUGUUCCCAUGGGCGCUUCACAUGGAAUUGGUCACCAGCUUGGUCCUCUCGGGGUGGGACAUGGGGAGACGAGUUGUAUUCUUUUACCGGCUGUGUGUGCUUAUAAUGUGGGCGUGAAUGCUGAGCGGCAGCGGAAGGUGAGGGAUGUGUUGUGGGCGGAUGAAGAUGUUGCUCGGCUUUUCGAUGCAAGGGGACUGCAGGACGCAGAUCUCAGUCAGUUGCUGGAUGUGUUCAUCGCAGAGCUGGGCAUGCCGAGGAGUUUGAAGGCGGUGGGUAUCGGUGAGGACAAGCUCGAUUUGUUGGCGGAGAACUCGUUGCGUGAUCGAUGGUCUGCGACGAAUCCGAGACCGCUCAAGUCGAAAGAGGAUGUCAUGGAGAUUCUCAAGAUGGUGCAAGGAUGA
Molecule: messenger RNA, 1236 nt
Organism: Ramularia collo-cygni
Lineage: Eukaryota; Fungi; Ascomycota; Dothideomycetes; Mycosphaerellales; Mycosphaerellaceae
Product: related to Fe-containing alcohol dehydrogenase
Exons: 2
Coding region: 1-1236 (411 amino acids)
Cellular component (GO): mitochondrion
Molecular function (GO): metal ion binding; alcohol dehydrogenase (NAD+) activity
Source: RefSeq, a predicted model, not a curated record